Messenger RNA from Naegleria lovaniensis, 2169 nucleotides. RefSeq lists its product as uncharacterized. NCBI's taxonomy places the organism in Eukaryota, Heterolobosea, Eutetramitea, Acrasida, Naegleriidae. Gene Ontology annotation, biological process: intraciliary transport involved in cilium assembly. The record is from RefSeq and is a predicted model, not a curated record. The transcript has 3 exons. The coding region runs from base 1 to 2169 and encodes 722 amino acids.
AUGAUGAAACAGAAAAGCAGCGGCACCCUAAUGUCAUCUGACCAAACAGGCCUCUCCGAAGUAGAGGUUGCUGCUCAAUCAUCGAGCGGUGGUCUUUCAAGAAAAACUCUUCAAACCAUCGAGAGAAUGUCGCAAUCUUCAAAUCAAUCCCGAACGUCAUCCCGACGCAUGAGUACUACCACUUCAAACAAUCUAGAGAGUGCUGGCAAGGAGGAUUCUUCUUCAUCAUUGAAAAAACCAAGCACUCCAUCCCGUAGAUCAUCACAAACUUCAUCAUCUGCGAACGACAAACUAAAUACAUUUAUGAAAUAUUUGGAAGAUGUUGACAAACAAAGUGCAGUAUCUUACACUUCAGAAAUUUCUGUCCCUCCACAAUCGUCCCAAACAAAAAUUAUUCCCCCUUCACCUUCUCAUUCUUAUAUUUCCUCAAAUUCUUCUGCCUCCAAAGUACUAAAUAAUUCUAUGGAUUUUGACGAUUUCUCUCCUCCAAAUUCCAAUCCAACAGCUGCUGCCGCUUCAUUGUAUGAUGGUGUCAAGUCAAAAAUGAAUGCUUUAAAGAAUAAGGUAGCUGAAAAAGACAGGAGAAUAUUAUUGCUCGAAGAAAAAAUUGCCAAGCUAAAAGAAACUGUAAAUAAUGCAGAAAAGAUAUUCUCUGCUCAAGAAAAACAAAAGCUGCAAGAACAACAAAAAGAAUUUGAAAUUUCAUUUGCCAAACAAGUAAAAUUAAUAGAAAAACUAGUUAAGGAAAAAGAAGCUCUCAAUUCCAAAUGUACAGAACUUUGCAAGGAUGCAAAAGUAAUCGAUGAAAAAUACGAUAUGAAAAUCAAACUUUUGCAAGAGAAGUAUGAAGCUGACCUUAAGCGAGCGAAAGAAAAUUGGGAAGCCACGGAAAAGGUGAGAAGGACAACAUGGAUGGCAGAAAAAGAGAAGAAAAUGAAAGAAUUAAUUGUCAAGGACAUGGAACCCGAUAUUCAGAGAAUGUUGCUUUCGCACAAACAAGAAAAAGCAAAACUUGAAGACUUUUAUCAAAAUGAAAUGAGAAAACAAAAAGUGGAUCUAUUGAAACAAGCUGAUUUAAAAAUGGAAGAGUUGAAGGAAAAAUUCAAGAGGGAGUUAGACGCGUCCUUAGAAAAGACACGACAAGAAAAUUAUGCUGAAGUGGAGCAGCAAAAGUUAAGACGAAACAAAGAGCUUGAAGAAAUUGAAGCACGUUAUAGCUUGCAAGUCAAGCAGGAGCGAGAUCGAGCAGAGAAAUUGCUUAUGGAAGAGCGAAAGCUGUAUCAAGACAAUCUCGAAAAAAUCAAAGCUCGCGAACGUGAACUAGAAGACAAGCACAGAGAAGAAGUUGAGAAAAUUCACAAAGAUUAUGACAAGAGGCAACAAGAAGACAUUAAUACACUCAAGGCUAAAUGGGACAUUGAGAAGGAGCAAUGGCAAAACAAUUUUAUUCAAAAGUGUCAAACUGAUUUCAAAGAGAAACAAAAGACUCUAAGAGACAAGAUGAAUACUCAACUUGAAGAACAAGUGGUUGAAAUUACCAAUAAGCUGCAAGACGACUUUUUCGAGCAACGGCAAAAACUGCAAGCUGACUAUGAGAAGCGAAUUGCCAAACUACGAACAGAAUGCGACGCAGAAGUGAAUCGCGUAAAAGAGGAAAGUAAUGAAUGGAAAGACAAGUACAUGACAAGUGCCAAGUCUGCAAGUACUCUAGAAUCGAAACUCAAAGAAAAGGAACAGACCAUCAUGGAAUUCCAAACUCGAAUCGAGGAGCAAGAGAACACCAUUUCCACUCUUAAAAAGAAGAUGAGUAAGAAGGAAGAAGAUCUCUCCUCCACCAUGAAAGACAUUCGCGAAGAGCUCGAAAGUAAGAUCAAACAAUUGGAAAAUCAAAUCAUGGAUGGAGAAGCUGAAAGAACUUCACUCGAAGAAACCAUUCAACGCCUCGAGAAGGAACACAAAGAAGAAAUUGACUCACUCCUUGAUCAAAAGAGCAAUGAAAUGGAAGCUCUCAUGACCAACAUCAAACAAGUCAUUUCCAAAAAGGAUUCUCAAUUACAAGACCUCUCAGAGAAACUCUCUCUAUCAGAGCAGAAAUUAAGACAAACUGAGUCUCUUCUUGCCAAGCAACGUCAAGAGCUCAUCGAAGACGAUGAUGACUUUGAUUUGUAA